GAUAUGAAUAAGAAAAUAAGGAAUAAAUUGAAUGACAAUAAUGAAACGUUGGAUACUUCAAAUGGUGAUGCAGCAGCAGAAGACGACACUGAUAUUCCAUGUUUGGCGCAUGAUAUAAUCAAUAAACCACAAGAACGAACUGCUGAUAUUUUUGAAGUCGAUGAUGAUGAUGAUGAUAAUAAUAAUGAUGAUUGUAAUACAUCAAAUGAAAAGUGUAAAAUUAAUAUUAAUAGUAUACAUUUUACUAAUUUACAAUUAUCUAAACCGGUUCUAAGUGGACUUCAAGAUGCUGGUUUCAUUCGACCAUCACCUAUACAAUAUAAAGCUAUCCCUAUGGGUAAAUUAGGAUUGGAUUUAAUUAUUCAAGCUAAAUCUGGUACUGGGAAAACUGUUGUAUUUGCUGUUGUCAUUUUAGAAUCGAUUAAUGUGAAAGAAAGGAGUAUACAAGCUGUAGUCUUAUCGCCUACACGAGAAAUUGCCUUACAAUCACAAAUGGUUAUUAAAAAAUUAGGCUGUCAUAUACCUGAUUUAAAGUGUCAUCUAUUUGUUGGUGGUUUACCUUUGUCUGAUGAUCUAGCAAAUCUUUCAGAUUGUCAUAUUGUUGUCGGUACACCUGGACGUGUACGUUAUUUAAUAGAAUCUGGUUAUAUGUCAACUGAUAGUGUCAAACACUUUAUAUUAGAUGAAGCUGAUCUACUCUUAUCAGGUGGGGCUGAUGCGAAACUGACUGGUGGGAGUGCAAAUAAUGCUUUCCCAGCUGAUAUUAAUUAUAUCUAUUGGUGUCUACCAACAUUCAGACAAAUGUUAGCCUUAUCAGCUACAUACACGGAUUAUUUAGUCAAUGAAUAUUUACCACGUUAUAUGAAUAAUCCAGUGAUUAUACGUUUAGCUGUAAAAGAUCCAGCAUUGAUAGGUGUUCGACAAUUCUUUCAUCUUAUUCAACCGGCUACACGUUCUCUAAAUUCAAUAUUCCUGGCUAAAAUGAAAUUUAUCUCCAAAUUACUCGAUGCUAUUCACUUUCAACAGUGUUUAAUUUUCACAAAUUUUCAUAACAGUGCUGAAGACCUUCAUAGUUCCUUAUCUUCACGUGGUUGGCCAGUCAGUUAUAUAUCGAGUGGUUUAGACCAGGGUGAACGCUUUAGUGCAUUCAAAAAACUACGUACAUUCCAGUGUCGUGUUUUUAUUACUACAGAUUUAACAGCACGUGGUAUCGAUGCUCAAAACGUUAAUCUUGUGAUAAGCUUAGAAGUACCCUGGGAUCAUGAAACUUAUGUACAUCGAGUAGGACGUGCUGGUAGAUUUGGUAGUUAUGGCGCCUCAAUCAUCAUUGUCUCUGAUGUAGGUGAUGAGUGUGAGCUAUUAAAAAAGAUACAAGCGAAAUGCCCGAGAGAAAUUCGUGAAUUACCUGAUCCUAUCCCAGCAAAUUUAGCCAAACAUGAGUGUUCUGUUGAUGUUGACAGUCUAGUGACAGUAACAAAGAAAAUGAGUAAUAUUCAACCGCGUCCAUUGGCUAAAGCAGUAACAAAACAAAAAUUAAAAAAUCCUAUAGAAAAGAAAUCAACUGAAGUGUUUCAACGACAAAAAGACAAGGAUGAAGAUGAUAGAGUGAAGAUGAAAAGAGCGAAAAGAACAACAACAACAACAGCGAUAACAACUCGUAAAACAAUAGAUAAGAACAGAGAAAAAUUAAAGUCAGCAUCCCCUUCAAAUGAUUUAUCCACACAGCUAUCAAAGUAUUUAAAUCUUUUGGGAUCUGAGUGUCGUGGAGGUCGUGCAUCUGUAAAGAAUUCAGCCAGCAGAGACAAUAAAUCUCCUCCAUAUGGUAUAAAUGAAAUUAGAAGUAAUCUUGUAAGCCUGAUGGGUAAUUAUCCCGAAGGUGAUAUGAUCAAUAACAAUUCUUGUGCUGUAAAUAGAAUAAAUAAAGUUGACAAACAUCCGAAUUACGAGGAUGACAAUGAGGAGGAGGAGGAGGAGGAGAAUGCUAACGAUGAUGACGGCGGGGGGGACGACGGCGAGGAGAACGAAGAGGAAGAGGAAGACGAGCAGCAGGAGGAAGAGGAGGAGACGGAGACAGAGGAAGAAGUAAUAGUGAAGAGAAAGACUAACAAAUCAAAGAAAACUUCAUCACAUUCUAAGAAUAAUUCAAAUCCCAGUGAAGAAUAUCAUUGGACGUCAAGACAAAUCUCUGCAUGGUAUGAAUAUCAUCAGUUAUUAGAGUAUGCACAGUAUUAUUAUACUCAAUGGUAUUAUACUACACUAGAAUAUAAUCAAGCUGUAAAUUAUUUGAAUGAAUUAAAAUCAUUUAAACAGUAUAAAGAUUAUUGAAAACUUUUGUAACGAUUGUCACAGUAUAAAGAGGAAAGUUUUACUGUGUAAAUAUUGAAGAAGAGUUGAUGAAGAGUUUCACUUUUUAUUUUCUAUUUUGAAUAAAAUAAGAUUAUGUAACAUUAUUAGCUUUUGUGUAAUAAAUUCA
This is a messenger RNA of Trichobilharzia regenti, 2473 nucleotides long. The record is from the annotation of a GenBank genome assembly. NCBI's taxonomy places the organism in Eukaryota, Metazoa, Platyhelminthes, Trematoda, Strigeidida, Schistosomatidae.